Papaver somniferum (opium poppy) is the source of this 1366-nucleotide messenger RNA. RefSeq lists its product as uncharacterized. Lineage: Eukaryota; Viridiplantae; Streptophyta; Magnoliopsida; Ranunculales; Papaveraceae. The record is from RefSeq and is a predicted model, not a curated record. Bases 42 to 533 code for a protein of 163 amino acids. The transcript has 2 exons.
CUCUCAAGAGCGAGGCAUAAAAUCAGAUCUAUCUUCUGAUCAUGAUUUUGAGGCCGAUAUUUUGUUUUGCUUGUCAAUCUGCACCCGCAUUCCUUAAAAAUAUGUCAUCUUCAGUGCGUGAGACGUUGGACAUGAUAGAGCAGAAGUUGUUGUCGAAGAAACUUGAAGCGCUUCACCUUUUACAGUUGCAUAGGCUUAAUCAGGCAGAACUGGCUCACCUUUUAAAGAGAAGAUGUGCCGAUAGAUUGUUGGGUGGUGAGACUGCAACUGGAUCUGUCGGAAAUUGUUCUGCUGCCGAGAACAUGGACUUGUAUUGGGCUGACCCUCGUAUUCAGGAAUAUAUGUACCCUAAGCAGGAAAACCACUGGAUUUUACAGUUACCUGAUGUUAUCCUUGAAGGCCCUGCCACUCUUGGUACCCUUGAGGCCCGUGGGAGCGGGUUCAUAUUCACAGCCCCCGAUUUCCAGUUGCACUUCAAGGAUACUAGUGUAAAAGAGUGUUUCUUCUCACAUGGAGAUGACAGGAGGCGCUAAAUAGUGUAAUUUCCCCAAUUGUUGGUAAGGCUCGUUGGGAUUCCUAUGCUGUGCUUUCUAUGUUUCAGGAUCUGAAUAAGUUCCAUUUUCAAGGAGUUCUUCCCUCGCAGAAAUCACCUAUCUUUGCCCUGACUGAUUCUGCCCUAGUUAUGCUUAUGUUGCCGCCUUUCUAUGUGGUCCCACUAAGCGAUGUUGAGUUUGUUAAUCUGGCCGAGGUUGAAUCUGGGGCGUUCGACAUGACAGUGGUGUUCCAGGACUAUUCACGUGACGUGCUUCAAAUCUGCACAAUCGACAUAACAAAGCUCGCUGGCAUAAAACGUAUUCUGAACGAUGCAUACGUGAAGUACUAUUGUAACACUAAGAAACUAGCCGUGAAGGAGUGGAAUUCCAUAUUAAGAGAAAUCGUAGCGAGCCCCAAGAAGUUCAUUGAAUGUGGUGGAUGGGAAUCCUUGCAUCUCGAGGAUGAGCUUACGUUGUCCUGCUAUGGUAUUGCAGAAGAUCCCGAUUUUAGUAAUGGAGUGUUUCAAUGAUAACAAAGUGAAUCAGAGGGGCAAUGGAUCAGAGUGCGAAGAAGUGAAGGCGCGAGUAAAGCUGGAAAAAGCCUACCAAUUUAUCUGUGUUGCAUCUGGUAGUUUCUUUAGUUCUCUUUAUUGCUUGCUUAUUUAUAUAGAAUUAUAGAUGCGUUUAAGACUUUAAAGAUUUCCUUCCCGAAUGUUUUAAUUUAAUUCUGUUCUAAAUUAUCAUAUGUAAUUAUAUUAUUACUAUUAUUAUUAGGGCUUGGAUAAUAUUUAACAUAAGAUGUUUCCAGUCUAUUGUCUGGCAAUUACCCAACA